Molecule: messenger RNA, 108 nt
Organism: Fusarium odoratissimum NRRL 54006
Lineage: Eukaryota; Fungi; Ascomycota; Sordariomycetes; Hypocreales; Nectriaceae
Exons: 2
Coding region: 1-108 (35 amino acids)
Source: RefSeq, a predicted model, not a curated record
AUGCAACGAAACUCACCAGCAGCCCAGCCCAGCGCAGUUCAGCCAUUGAACAGUGAUCCCCUGGCCCUCUUCCUUGCAAGCGGAAGCAAGUAUCGAUAUGACGACUAA